Messenger RNA from Rubroshorea leprosula, 1009 nucleotides. NCBI's taxonomy places the organism in Eukaryota, Viridiplantae, Streptophyta, Magnoliopsida, Malvales, Dipterocarpaceae. The record is from the annotation of a GenBank genome assembly.
UGUGUUUCAUAGAAGGGUUCUGAUCGAUGUUUUAACUUUGCUUUGUUUUGCAAGCAAGAUGAACAAAUUUUUGGAUGCAGCCCCUGGGGUUAGGAUCCCCAAGAAGAAAAGUAAGGUGGCAAAGGUUAUUGCAGAGGUGGGAAGAAGAGAUGGAAGGAGCUUUACCCACUCUACUGACACUUUGGCUCUGGUCAUCUCUCAACCAAGGAGUGUAGAGGCUAAGAGUACGAAGGUUCCUCCAAGUGGGGGCAAAGGUUACAUCCAUGCUUCCACAGCGAGCUACUAUGAACCCGGCAUGAGAAGCAUGGCGAAGAGGUUCAUUAAUACCUACUUCUUGGAUAUGAACUGUCAAUGGGCCAAGGAUGAGGUUGAGAAUGCUAAGCUUGUCCAAAAAAAGGAGGAAGUUAAGUUGGAGAAGGCAAAAUUGCUUUCUGAGCUGAAUAAGCUCAGAGAGGAGAAUGCCAUUUUGAAAAGGGACUCGGGGUACUCAUUCCAGAAGAGAAGAAUCUGCAAGGACGAGCUCAAGAAGAAAGAAAAUGAGCUGGACGAAGUGAGGAAAGUAGCAAUUAAGCUGGAGCUUCAAGUACACAACUCUGCUGAAGUGCACAUAACAAAGUUUUGGAAGUCCAGUACCUUCGACAAUAUCAUCAACUUGUACCAGCUUCCAACUGUGAUUGUUACCUUCUCUGAUUGCCGAAAGAAGGUAAAGUUGCAGUACCCUGAGGUCGACGUGACAAAAGUCACGUUCAGGGAUUAGGAGGGAGAGGUUGAGGAAAACGGGGAGAGUGGAACUGUUGACUUUCGACUUGAAAUCGAACUCAAAUGGGAUCGGGAUAGUCGAGGUCGGACCUUUUUCCGCUGAACUUCGACUUUAAGUUCGUGCUAGUAGAUGACAAAGAAAGCGAAGGUGUUAACAAGCCAAAUCAGCCUACUGAAUGAUUGUUACUUCGUUCGUUUUGUAAAUAAUGAUUGUACAAAAUUUUUGAUUUAAUGAAUUCAAAGCUCAUUU